Molecule: messenger RNA, 2545 nt
Organism: Chelmon rostratus (copperband butterflyfish)
Lineage: Eukaryota; Metazoa; Chordata; Actinopteri; Chaetodontiformes; Chaetodontidae
Product: retinol-binding protein 3-like
Exons: 4
Coding region: 82-1935 (617 amino acids)
Biological process (GO): proteolysis
Molecular function (GO): retinol binding; serine-type peptidase activity
Source: RefSeq, a predicted model, not a curated record
GGACCUCUUCGGAGAAGGAGGUUUGGCUAAACAACCUCCGCUUCCCAUCGACUCACUUUUGGUCUGACUACUCUGGCAAAAAUGGCAAAGGUUCUCUUCGCGGUAGCAUCUCUGCUGGUUUUGGGAAAUGUUUUCUUUAUCCAUGCCUCUUUCGCCCCAAGCCUCAUCGUAGAUAUGGCAAAGAUCGUCAUGGACAAUUACUGCUCACCAGAGAAGCUGCAGGGGAUGAAGGAGGCAAUUGAAGCGGCCAGCAGCAACACAGAGGUUCUCAACAUCCCCGACGGUGAAUCCUUGGCUAAUGUCCUCAGUUCUGGAGUCCAGACCACAGUCAGUGACCCACGCUUGAUGGUCUCCUUUGAGCCAAACUAUGUCCCUGUGGUACCCCCGAAGAUGCCUCCCUUGCCCCCUGAGCAGCUCAUUGCUGUCCUCCAGACCUCGAUAAAGCUCGACAUCCUGGAGGGCAACAUUGGCUAUCUGAGGAUCGACCACAUCCUUGGGGAGGAAGUCGCUGACAAGGUUGGCCCUUUGCUUCUAGAACUGGUCUGGAAUAAAAUCCUGCCAACCUCAGCUCUCAUCUUUGACUUGCGCUACACUGGCAGCGGCGACAUCUCAGGGAUCCCUUACAUUGUGUCUUACUUCAUUGAUGCCGAGCCUCUGGUUCACAUUGACAGUGUGUAUGAUCGUCCCUCAAACACCACCACAAAGUUGUUUUCUUUGUCCACGCUGCUGGGCGAAAGAUACGGCAUUACCAAACCCCUCAUUAUCCUCACCAGCAAAAACACCAAAGGCAUUGCCGAGGACGUUGCCUACUGCCUCCAGAACCUGAAGAGGGCCACCAUUGUGGGCGAGAAGACCGCCGGAGGCUCUGUGAAAGUCGAUAAAUUCAAAGUGGGUGACACUGACUUCUAUGUUACCGUGCCAACUGCAAAGUCCAUCAACCCCAUCACCGGUUCCACCUGGGAGGUUACGGGUGUGACCCCUGAUGUGGAGGUUAACGCAGAGGAUGCCCUCGCUACCGCCAUCAAGAUCGUCAACCUCCGCGCCCAAGUUCCAGCCAUCAUUGAGGGAUCAGCAACCCUGAUUGCUGAAAACUAUGCCUUUGAAGAUAUCGGGGCUGAUGUUGCAGAAAAGUUGAAAGGGCUGCUGGCAAACGGCGAGUACAGCACAGUUGUCUCCAAGGAGAGUCUGGAGGUGAAGCUGUCUGCUGACCUGAAGACCCUGUCCGGGGACAAGAGCCUGAAGACUACCAGGAACACCCCAGCCCUGCCACCCAUGAAUUAUUCUCCUGAGAUGUACAUUGAGCUGAUCAAAGUCUCCUUCCACACUGACAUAUUUGAGAACAACAUCGGCUACCUGCGCUUUGACAUGUUCGGAGACUUUGAGGAGGUCAAGGCCAUCGCCCAGAUUAUUGUUGAGCACGUCUGGAACAAGGUUGUCAACACUGACGCUAUGAUCAUUGACCUCAGGAACAACGUUGGUGGCCCAACAACAGCCAUCUCAGGCUUCUGCUCUUACUUUUUUGAUGCCAACAAGCAGAUUGUGCUGGACAAGCUGUACGACAGACCAUCUGGCACCACCACAGAGCUCAAGACCCUGCCUGAGCUCACUGGCACAAGGUACGGCUCCAGGAAGAGCCUGAUCAUCCUGACCAGCAGAGCGACUGCCGGUGCCGCAGAGGAGUUCGUUUACAUCAUGAGGAACCUCGGCCGCGCCAUGAUCGUCGGAGAGACCACCGCCGGGGCCUCCCACCCACCCAAGAAUUUCCGUGUCGGCGAGACCGACAUCUUCCUCAGCAUCCCCACCGUUCACUCCGACACUUCCACCGGCCCAGCCUGGGAGGGAGCUGGCAUCACACCUCACAUACCCGUCUCAGCUGACGAAGCCCUUGUUACCGCCAAGAACAUCUUGAACAAGCACUUCGCAGGCCAGAAGUAAACCACGUCUUGAACAAAACCAGGGGGGGUUUCGACAGUCACUUUUGCUUUGGCAGCCAAAUGGUUUCAAGAUUUAGAAUCUAGGCUUGUUUAAGAAGCGAAUAAUGUAGAUUAAGUAAGUACAGCGUGUAAUUGUUAUUCAUCAUCUCAAAGCCUUUUUAGCCUGUCUGUAACGCAGAGCAGUUUCAGCGAUUUCCUUCUUGUUUUGUUUGUUUUUUUUUCUGGUGAACGUUCCUCUGGCUGUUGAAGGUCUUGAGAUGAAUAGCGCCAUGAAGCUGAUUCUCUUGUGAAAUGGGUAUGAAUAAGUCAAGUCAAAGAUCGACCGUUAAAGCAUCAUCACGACAACUUUCAAAAAUGUAAUUUUUGAGAAGUCACAUGCAAAAGUGUGGAAACAAAUUCAGUAAACAUGCAUAGAAAUGCUGUCAAACUAAGUUCCUUUUACUAUCUUGCCUAUUGAAUUGGGACCUCUGUGAAGUAAUCAUAAACAUGUUGCUCUGGUCAACAAAGCAUCCGGCGAUGUCCUCAUUGUGUAUAUGAAAUACUAUAUGUUCAUUAUGCCGUGUGGGCCUGCUUGGGUUGUAUCAAUGUCAGUGGUGAGACACAAUAAAAAA